Molecule: messenger RNA, 2310 nt
Organism: Melozone crissalis (California towhee)
Lineage: Eukaryota; Metazoa; Chordata; Aves; Passeriformes; Passerellidae
Product: E3 ubiquitin-protein ligase TRIM7-like
Exons: 7
Coding region: 1-1524 (507 amino acids)
Molecular function (GO): protein binding; zinc ion binding
Source: RefSeq, a predicted model, not a curated record
AUGGAGGCGCCGCCCGCGCCCCCCUCCGCGCCGCCCGCCCCCUGCAGCGCCGCGCGGAGCCUGCAGGACGAACUGACGUGCCCGGUGUGCCUGGAGUACUUCAACGACCCGGUGCUGGUGGCCGAGUGCGGGCACAACUUCUGCCGCGCCUGCGUGACCCAGUGCUGGGAGGACUCGGCGCGGCGUCUGUGCUGCCCGCAGUGCCGCGAGCCGGUGCCGCAGCGCCUCUUCCGCCCCAACCGCUCCCUCGGCAACAUCGUGCACAUCGUCCGCCAGCUGGGGCUGCCGCCGGGCCCCGCUGAGCCGCCGCCGGGGCCGCCCGCGCCCGCGCCGCCGCUGCCCGCCGCCCCGGCCGGGCCGCCGGGCCCGCCGCGCUGUCCGCGGCACGGGGAGCCGCUGCGGCUGUACUGCGUGCAGGACCGGCGGGCCGUGUGUGUGGUGUGUCACCUGUCCCGAGAGCACCGAGCCCACACGGUGCUGCCCGCCGAGGAGGCGGCCCACGCCGCAGAGGAGGUGCCCCAGGAGCACCUGAGCUCCCUGAGGAAAGGACGUGAGGAGGCCAAGGCUGAGCGGGAGAGGCAGAGCGAGGAGCUGCUGAAGCAGACGGAGGUGGAAAGGCAGAAGAUCGUGGCCGAGUGCAAGGAGCUGCGGGCGUUCCUGGAGGAGAAGGAGCAGCUGCUGCUCUCCAGGCUGGAGGAGCUGGAGAGGGACAUCGGGCGCCGCAGGGAUGAGAGCGUGGCCCGGCUGGCCGAGGACAUUGCACAGCUGGACAAGCUCCUGGCAGAGCAGGGCGGGGACAGUGGCACGGGGAGCACACCUGGCGAGGGCGUUGUCCCAGCUGGCAGCAGCCUGGAGAGCUGGAUGUUCCUCAAGCCUGAACCCGGCUUUUCCGAGCUGGAGAAGAAGCUGAAGAGUUUUUCCCAGAAGAGCGCCGUGCUCAAGGAAGUGCUGCUGGAAUUUAAGGAAAAUCUGCGCUUUGAGCUGGAGAACGACACAGGCGAGCUCUCCCUGGACCCCGACACGGCCAACCCCUACCUGGUGCUGUCGGAGGACAAGCGCAGCGUGCGCCUGCGCGGGGCCCCGCAGGAGCUGCCGGCGCACCCCAAGCGCUUCGACUACGCCUUCUGCGUCCUGGCCUCCGAGGGCUUCUCCGCCGGCCGCCACUACUGGGAGGUGGAGGUGGGCGACGGGGAGAGCUGGGUGCUGGGCGCCGCCCGCGAGUCCGUGCGCCGCAAGGAGAAGGUCGACUUCGCCCCCGAGGAGGGCAUCUGGGCGGUGGGGCUCAACUGGAAGGGCAAGAAUUGGGAUCAGUACCAGGCGUUCACCUCUCCCGAGACGCCGCUGUCGCUGUGCGAGCGGCCGCGCAAGAUCGGGGUGUACCUGGACUAUGAGGGAGGGUGGGUGGCGUUCUACAACGCCGACAACAUGGCUCCCAUCUUCACCUUCACCGCCGCCUUCUCCGAGAGGAUCUUCCCGUUCUUCUGGCUCUUCUACGUGGGCUCCUCGCUGUCCCUCUGCAACUGAGCCCCCGCCCCGCUUGCUGGUGGUGUUCCCCUCCUCUCGCUUCCCCUUGCCAUCCUUAGGUUUUCCUUUGCUUCUGAGCUAAACACCCCAAAUCCCACCCUUGGCUUUUUUUUUUCCCCUGUUGCAGUUCAAAGUUUUUGAGUCUUCUUACCCUCAGAAAUCUUCCUCAGGGGCGUUGGUUGGUGAGGGGGCUACUUUAGCACCCCCUCCCCAUUGCUGGUUAAACACCCCCUGCAGAGUUCAUUUUGUGUUCUUUCUUUGGAGUUGGAGCCUUCUCUGAGAGGAUCUUCAGGUUCUUCUGGCUCUUCUACGUGGGCUCCUGGCUGUCCCUCUGCAACUGAGCCCCUGCCCCACUCGCUGGUGGUGUCCGUCCCCCUCUCUCCCCCUUGCCAUCCUUAGGUUUUCCUUUGCUUCCCAAAUCUCACCCUUGGCUGUUCAGGGGGGAUUUUUUUGUUUUUCCUGUUGCAGUUCAAAGUUUUUGAGUCUUUUUACCCUCAAAAAUCUUCCUCAGGCGUGUUGGUUGGUGAGGGGGUGGGCUACUUGAGCACCCCCUCCCCGUUGCUGGUUAAACACCCCCUGUAGAGUUCCUUUUGUGUUUUUUUUCUUUGGAGUUGGAGCCCUGUGGAACAGGGAGAGGCUGAUCCCAUCUUACUUCGAAUAGUAGCCAAAGCUCUGUGUCCCCCCUCACCCCUAAAAUGCCGUGUGGAGAGGAGGGGUCUUGUAUCCACCCCCCCUUCCCCAAUUUGGGCACCGUUGCUUUGCAGGUCAUUUUCACCCAUCCCAUCC